AUGAUAUUAUUAUCUAAAAGAAAAUUAAGACCAAUAUUAGGUAUUAUUAUCAUAUUUUUGGUAAUUUAUUAUUUUUCGAGGACAGUAGUUCAAUUUCAAUUGAAUCAACAAGUUGAAUAUUAUAGAAAUUAUUUUAACAAAAAUAGAGAUAAUCUACAAAGAGAGUUUAACCCCUUAGAAAUUAAACAGAUACCUGGUCCUGUUAUCGAUGCAUUAUACAAGAAGAGACAAACUGAUGUGAUCAGUCAAAAGGCAGAUCCUAUAGACUGGGAUCGCUAUGCAUAUGUUAACUAUGUUGCUGAAAGAGAUUAUCUUUGUAAUACAUUGAUUAUGUUUAAAAUGCUAAAGGAAGAUUACAAAACGAAGGCAAAAUUGGUCUUGUUGAUUACGACAGAUGUUGUGUCUAGUGUAGAAGGUUCCAGUGCUUUGUUAGAUAAAAUAAAAGAAUUAGAUAAUGAUCAAGUGAUAGUUAAAUUUAUGGAACCUAUCUCUAAGGAGGAUGAUCAAACUACAUGGAAGAAUAGUUUGUCUAAAUUAGAAAUUUUUAAUUUAACUGAAUAUGAAAGGAUUAUUUAUUUAGACAAUGAUGCUAAUUUGAAUGGUAAUCUCGAUGAGUUAUUUUUCCUACCAGAUUAUGUAAAAUUCGCUGCUACUGUGACAUAUUGGAAUUUAAAGGAAUCAGACCUUAAAAAGGCUUAUAAAGAAGUAUUCCAUAUGAAGAAUCCAAUUAAUAUAAAUAAAUAUAUAGAGAGGUGUGUUACAAGGCUUCAAAAUGGAAAAAUGAUUUACAAUCAUUUGCCCAAUUUACCACACACAUUAUAUCUGAAUUCAGAGAAUAUUGGUGAUGAUAUCUUAAAGACAAGAACUGUGUUCUCCUUGUCUAGGUUAUUUCAUACUGUUAAGCCAAGUAAAGUUAAAUGGGCUUCAGAUUUAAUGGUAAUCAAACCAUCUAACGAGACAUAUACUUAUAUCCGUGAUGUGAUAUUACCUUACAAUAUCAAUACUAAAGGAGUAUAUGACAUGGAUGUGGUCAAUGAAUAUCUUUAUAACAUGAAACAAUUAAUUUAUGAUCAUUUUUCUGUUUUGAAAAGUAUUAAACACCAAUAUGUUCCUGAAGUCAUGGUUCUACCAUUUAGUAGAUAUGGGUUGCUAUCAGGUUCGAUUAAGCACAAAGAGCAACAUGAUAUGUUAAAAAAUGAUAUGUUAGGAUAUCGUUAUUUGAAUUCUGAGGGUGAAUAUGCAGCAAAUGAUUUAAAAACUGUAGUCGAGGAGGCUAAAUAUAUCCAUUAUUCAGAUUAUCCAAUUGGAAAGCCUUGGCAAUAUGCGACAAAGGAUGGUCUUGAAUGUAAAGUUAAAGAACAUUCAAAAGAGAAGGAACAUGAACAAGAAAUGUGUAAUAUAUGGAAUUCUGUGGUAUUGCCAUAUUUUGAUAAGAAAAUUAUAUGUUCUUAA
Messenger RNA from Arxiozyma heterogenica, 1452 nucleotides. RefSeq names its product glucose N-acetyltransferase (gene GNT1). NCBI's taxonomy places the organism in Eukaryota, Fungi, Ascomycota, Saccharomycetes, Saccharomycetales, Saccharomycetaceae. The transcript has a single exon. Gene Ontology annotation, molecular function: glycosyltransferase activity. Bases 1 to 1452 code for a protein of 483 amino acids. The record is from RefSeq and is a predicted model, not a curated record.